This is a messenger RNA of Cercospora beticola, 4393 nucleotides long. RefSeq names its product alpha-1,2-mannosidase MNL1 (gene MNL1). Gene Ontology annotation, biological process: carbohydrate metabolic process; mannose trimming involved in glycoprotein ERAD pathway; endoplasmic reticulum mannose trimming. Gene Ontology annotation, cellular component: membrane; endoplasmic reticulum. Gene Ontology annotation, molecular function: calcium ion binding; mannosyl-oligosaccharide 1,2-alpha-mannosidase activity. The record is from RefSeq and is a predicted model, not a curated record. Lineage: Eukaryota; Fungi; Ascomycota; Dothideomycetes; Mycosphaerellales; Mycosphaerellaceae.
ACCCACCACUCUCCUCCCCUCGCUCACUUCUCACGCCUCUUGGACGACAGGACACGAGUGCAUUCUUGCUGCUCCAUAUUAUGCCGCACAACGAGACCGGCUCGUGACGACGGCGACAUCCCCACAACCGCCACCACCCUCCUCUCCGCCGACGCAGCAGCCAAAUGACGGCUGAUGCGGUGGACUGCACUCCGGCCACUCCCCUCGGCCUCGCACGCGACCGGCACGACGACAUGGCCCAUGGUGCUCGCCGUGCUGCUAUGCGCCUGGUGCGCCGCAGUCGCCAAUGGCAUGACCGAUGACCAAGUCUCACACCUCCGCCGCGACACUCAAAAUCUGUUCUAUCAUGGCUUUGACAAUUAUAUGCGCCAUGCUUUCCCCGAGGAUGAGCUUCGACCCAUCUCAUGUCGUCCGCAGACUCGCAAUCGCCACGACCCUCGCGACAUCGGUCUCAACGACGUCCUCGGCAACUACAGUCUGACCCUCAUCGAUUCUCUAUCCACUCUCGCCAUCCUCGCUUCCGGCCCACAGGACAAGAAAGACAGGCACAACCCGCUGCGUGACUUCCAGGACGGAGUCAAGAGCUUGGUGGAAUUGUAUGGAGACGGCACUGAGUCGGGCAGGUGCGGCACGCGAGCAUGUGGCUUCGAUCUGGACUCCAAAGUCCAGGUAUUCGAAACCAACAUUCGCGGCGUGGGCGGCUUGUUGUCUGCCCAUCUUUUCGCGCAAGGCGAUCUGCCCAUCGCGGGAUACAACCCAGUCUGGAAGGCUGGCAGAAAUGCCGGCAUCAAGUGGAAGAACGGUCUCAGAUAUAAUGGUCAGCUGCUCCGUCUGGCUCAGGAUCUAGCCGAGCGACUUCUUCCCGCUUUCAGUACGCCCACCGACAUUCCCUAUCCGAGAGUAAAUCUGCGCCAUGGAAUCCCCUUCUACCAGGACGCAGAGUCGGGCUUCUGCCGUGCUGACGGGACCUCCACCGAUCCACGUGAGAUUACCGAAAAUUGCUCAGCGGGCGCCGGCAGUCUGGUCCUAGAGUUUACUGCGCUCAGUCGCAUGACGGGAGAUCCACGCUUCGAGGACGCAGCGAAGAAAGCGUUCUGGGCGAUUUGGGAUCGGAGAUCCAGCAUCGAUCUGCUCGGCAAUGGUAUUGAUGCAGAGACAGGCCAGUGGACUCGCCCUGCGCUUUCUGGCAUCGGAGCUGGCAUUGACUCGUUCUUCGAGUACUCCCUCAAAUCCCAUAUCCUGCUCUCGAACUUACCCUACGACCCACGCAACUACUCGACUGAGUCGCCGGAGAGUUUCCUGGGCGUAUGGCAGCAAGCUCACGCGAGUGUGAAACGUCACAUCUAUAGAAAUCCACGAAUGGUGAAGCAUCCAUUCUACGCCCAGGUCGAUCCAGAUACAGGCGGUGAGCGCCACAAUUGGGUGGACAACCUCUCUGCCUAUUAUCCAGGGCUACUCGUACUCGCCGGCGAGCUCGAUGAGGCCACCGAGUCGCACCUGCUGUGGAGUGCAUUGUGGACCAAAUUCGGCGCACUUCCUGAACGCUGGCCAGUCGGGAGCAACUAUCUCGAACCACAUUUCAAGCACUGGGCAGGACGUCCGGAGUUCAUCGAGAGCACUUUUCAUCUCCAUCAAGCCACCAAAGAUCCUUACUAUCUCCAUGUGGGUGAGAUGGCACUGCGCAACAUCAGAAUGCGAUGCUGGACCAAGUGCGGUUGGGCGGACCUUGGUGAUGUGAGAACGGGUGAACAACGAGACCGCAUGGAAAGCUUUUUUCUCGGGGAAACCGCCAAGUACCUGUACCUGCUUUUUACAGCAGAUCAUCCUCUCAACAGACUUGACUCACCCAUAGUCUUCACGACCGAGGGCCACCCUCUCAUCAUUCCAAAUGAUGUGAGGAUUUCUGAUCAGGAGCAUCCAUUCAAGGUUGCCAACAGACGCAAUGAACGCGCGAUGUCGGCGCCUGCGCCCACAUGCGCUGUUGCACCGACCUCAUUGCCACUCACGGUCAGCAACACAGCAAACAGGGGAGAUUUGUUCCACGCCGCAGCACUCGCUCAACUUCACACGGAGCGUAUUCCACCCAGCCAUCAGUCUUCUCGCUUGGAGCGUCCUUCGAAAAAUAGCCCAGGCAUAUCAUUGGCAGAUGUGCAAAGCCCCACCAAUUACACUUUCCAUCCAUGGACUCUACCCCAAUCUCUCGUCCCCGCGAAAGGCCUGUCGUCGCCCAUCAUCAAUCCGAUUGUCAGUACCUUGACCUUCCCUACCUUAGGCAGCUCUGCUGCUGAAGUGGAGAAGGGACAGAUGCCUUUCAACGCAGUGCAGAAGGUCGAACUCGGAGUUCUCAUCAACUCCCUCUCCAACAUGCGCAUUGGCAUGGUCCAGCAGCCGAGGAGUGUGCUGCUCCCUGAUGGUCAUGGUGUGCUCGUAGAGAGCAUCAUGGGUGACGAGUAUCGGAUCAACACCAUUGGCAACUUCGCUCUUGGCAAGGAUGAAAGAGUGCUAUUGACGAGUACGGCACUAAAAGAUGUCAGCCCUGCGGAUCCUCACUUUACGAGACAGCGAGACCUGGAGAUGAUCGACCUCAUUGUCGACGUGCCGACCUGGGUUGACGACAGGGACGCGAUGGACGUGGAGCUAUCAGAGAACGGCACCCUAGAUGCACUGUGGGAUGAGCUUGACAACAUGUUGAAUAAGCUCCUCCCAGGAUCUGGCUCUGACUACAAGCUGUCCGACAAGCUUCGUGGGAAUACAAGGACUGACGGCGUGCCUUCAGUGUUGAGGUACGCAAUUCCCGCCAUUCUACCUACGGGUCCCGGAGCAAGUGCCCCAGAGUCUGAGAUGGACGUGGAUGUCAUCACUACCACCCUUGGUAAUUUGCCGCAAAAGUCUGUAUUCUUCCUCGAUGACACUUUGUGUGACAACAGACUGCCUAUCAAUGUCGCCCGGCAGUAUCAGGUUCUCGUUGUCAUGCGAGGUGGAUGCUCCUUCAACGACAAACUCGCGAACAUACCCUCAUUCGUGCCCUCUCCCGAUGCACUACAGCUAGUCAUCGUCGUGAGUGGGCUGACUGCCAACGAGAACGAUAUUGGCCAUCAGGGUGAACAUGGUCUGAUCAGACCUCUGCUCGACCAGAUUCAGCGCAUGCCUUCUGGCAUCGUUCGACCGCACCCUAUAGCAAUGUGCAUGCUAGACGGGACAACUGUGCCAACGAUACCGCGCAACAGGGCCGCUGCUAACGACGAUGGAAAGGAGCUCGACGCUCUUGCGUUGCUUGAUCUUGUUGCUACUGGAAAAGGUACUUUCGAUGAUCGCGGACAAUUCCAGAGACUUCCUGCUGCCAACGGGAAAGGCAGUUCGGGCGGGGGCAUUGGAGUGAAGAGGCGAUAUUGGUUCGAGAGUCUUGGCGUACCGAUUGGCAAUUUGAUGAUGUUGUAGCUUGACGAUUCCAUAUUGCCUUCUGGGAAGUCCAGAGACUCGUAUGGGACUGACGCGAGCGACAUUUGAGAGCUUGCGAUAUUCGUGAGCGCGUUGCGAACAGAACAUCGUGAUUGAUCUAUUUGGUCUCACACGACUGCAAAUACAGGAAUAGAGGUGGACCAGGGCCCAUUGAUCUUCACUUGUACAUAUUUUGCAAGAAGGUACGGAUUAUAUCGGUUGGACCAUGUCUCCCGUGGCCACACAGCAGGUGACUGGCAGAUGCUAUUCCAUUCUUCGGAUAGAGAAUCGUCGCUUCACCAGGAACAAAGCACAUCGUGCUUGUCACCUGCGCACUCCGCACAAUCCGCAAAAUCCGCUUCGCCCCAGACUGGUCGGCCCAUAGCUCUCUGUCAGCAUCUCGUGUGGACUCCCGACAGCAAUGCCGAAACCGCCGCUUUGGUAGUUUGUGACCGACCGAGCGAGCGGCUCUCGCAAGCUCCGUUUAGCUUUCUGCCAAGUCUCGUGGCUUGAACGCCUCUUGCUCAAAGUACGCUUUACGCCUCGGCUUGCCCUGCGGUGAGUCAAGGUUCCUUCAAGCGCAAAAAUAAGAGUGCAAACUUUCGAGCUUCUUGUGACGUUGUGAUGUUUUGCCAUGUGCAUGGAAUCGUCACUGAAAGCACAGAAGGAAUGUAAUGGGGAGUCUAGAACGUGAGAGAUGGUAGCACGACAGUAGGUGAGGGGAGGGGGAUCGGUAGGUACUUGGCAUGCAUGUGGUCGACAGCGGAAGCAGGAAGGACAUGACGGGUCUUGACGGACAUUCGUCUGUAUGCACCCCAGAGGAUCUACGAUGCUACGAUGUGUCCGGGGGCCUCCGGUGCUUCUUGUCCCUUUGUGGUAAGUUCUCCUUGCGUAAGGGAAUCUUGGCGGUUUGUAUCGUGUUCCUAAAUGAGUAUGUGGACGAGAGCCUCAACCA